AUGGAAUAUUUUCGAUCAAAUACUAGCAAUAGAAGCACAACUCUUGAUAUUCACACAUUCUCGAGCUCUGCAUGGUACAAGGCGCCAGUCUACGUCAUCAUCGGGACAGCGCCGUAUCUCACAAGACUCAACAUUCAAGUCGCUGUUUGUCUAGCAGCACUCUGUGCUGUUUUCGUAGACAUUACAAUAAGACGAGUAAUAUCUCGGUCAGCCAGGAGCACCAGCCAGCAGCCGAAAUAUGUAUCCGUGUGGCCAUAUACCAUACCGUUUGCUGGCUCGGUUGUCGCCAUGGCCUCGUAUCUAAGCACCAACAACCCAGCUGCGUGGCUCCGUUCAUCAAGGCUCUUCAACCAGACUACUCCAGUACAGAUCAAAGCAUUCGAUAAUAAGGACUACGUUGUCAUCCAAGGACCCGAAAACAUCAAGGAUAUCUUCAAGAAUUCUGGGGUAUGCUCACCAUCCAUCCUACAUGAAUUUGUGCUCGGUCGAGUAUUCGGCAUGCGAGAGAAUGCACUGAAACUAUACGAAAAUGAUACUUCUGGAUAUCGUCGGACUCCACGAGCGGGUACAAACAUUGCACCACGCAACAGGGUGGACUUCCUCACGUUUCAGCCGCUCACCGAAUUUCUAUCUGGGAAAGGCAUGGACAGGUUUUGGUAUCGAUAUGAAACAAAUCUGAUACAAAGAGUACACAAUCGGCAAUAUGGUCAGGAUCGUUGGACGCACGUGCGCAAUUUAACCAGCCUUUUUGAAGGUGAUGUAUCUGCGGCUAUCGUGGAUGCUCUGUGUGGCCCGUAUUUGCUGUCCCGACACCCUUCAUUUCUGAAGAACCUUUGGAUGGUAGAUCAAUCAGUAGAUGUUCUGUUCCGAGCAACACCCCGAAUCUUUGCCCCGAAGCUGUACGCACAGCGAGAUAGUCUGAUUGAAGCUGUCCGAAACUGGCAUCAAUACGCCCGCAGUACCUUUCAGAUAGCCUCUAUUGAUGAAGAAGGCGAUGAUCCGUUUUGGGGUAGCGAAAUCUUUCGAAAUCGAAAUUAUGUUUUAUCUCAGAUGGAUGGGAUGGACUCUUACGCGAGGGCCUCAGCAGACUUUGGUCUCAUAUGGUCGUCGACAAGAAAUUCUGUAGUGGCCAGCCUGUGGGCGGUAAUAGAAAUCUUCAAAGAUCCAGUUCUUCUAGGAAGAGUCAGGCAAGAGGCCGAGAAGUGCCUGACAAAAGAAGAGCCAGAGCAGCUUGAUAUCCACCUUCUGUCCAAAAAUCCUCUGAUGCAGUCUAUAUACGCCGAGGUUCUGCGCAUGCGGGCUCACAUGUUCAUUGUCCGAGUCCCGCAGUAUAACAACAUGAAAGUCGGGGAGUGGACGGUGGGGAAGGGCAAAACGGUGAUUUCAAGUUCUACCGUGGCCCAUAUAGAUGAGACUGUCUGGAACCAAGGAAAAAACAAUCAGCAUCCGCUUGAUACGUUUUGGGCAGAUCGAUUUAUCAAAGUUGAGGGUGACCCAGAGAGUGGUCCGCGAAAGUCAAACAACAGCCAAUUUCCAGCCAUGAAAGCAUCGAGACAUCGCGAUGGUACCGAGACAGAUACAUCCAGGAAUCAACCAUGCCCUCGAACACACGUCGAGUUUGCUAUCAAAGACGUGGAAGGAUCCUGGAUACCAUAUGGCGGUGGUUCCAGAAUGUGCCCCGGGCGCCAUUUUGCAAAAAGAGACAUUAUCUUCACGGCUGCCUUGUUCGCAACCCACUUCGACAUGGAGAUAAUAGGUGAUACAGAGAACAUAGUAGAACAUUUGCGCGGCUUUGGCCUUGGAACUGCCGCCAUAGCUGGUGAGGUGCCGGUUAGAAUACGGGCCCGCAAGCCAUUCAACAUCACGAACAAGAUUGUAUAA
This is a messenger RNA of [Torrubiella] hemipterigena, 1881 nucleotides long. NCBI's taxonomy places the organism in Eukaryota, Fungi, Ascomycota, Sordariomycetes, Hypocreales, Clavicipitaceae. The record is from the annotation of a GenBank genome assembly.